Anneissia japonica is the source of this 1946-nucleotide messenger RNA. Its product is annotated as transcription initiation factor TFIID subunit 12-like. Gene Ontology annotation, cellular component: SAGA complex; SLIK (SAGA-like) complex; transcription factor TFIID complex. The transcript is spliced from 7 exons. Gene Ontology annotation, molecular function: DNA binding; TBP-class protein binding; protein heterodimerization activity. The record is from RefSeq and is a predicted model, not a curated record. Lineage: Eukaryota; Metazoa; Echinodermata; Crinoidea; Comatulida; Comatulidae. Gene Ontology annotation, biological process: RNA polymerase II preinitiation complex assembly; DNA-templated transcription initiation. Bases 181 to 948 code for a protein of 255 amino acids.
GCGCCCACUCUGAUAAAAAAAAAACAUUCGCUGGCGGCUCAACUUCACAUUCACAUCGAACGCAACAAGAUUGAUGGGCUAGGCUUAAGCCUAGGUAAUUUUUAUUAUUGAUUGGUAUUCCUGUAAUAGUGUUCAUUUAAUCAAGUGUUUUGAUAUUGAUGAGUGUGUUCUACACCAGUGAUGGCAAAUCAGUCACAGGUAACUCUCACUCAAGCUCAAGGGAGUGCUGUCAUCAGACCAGCUCAAGCACCACGUAAAACACUUCUUGAAACAAUUAAGGAGAUAGAAAAACAGAUUGAAAUUCUAGAGAGUGGUCCAAUUUCAGCGAAGCAAGAACAAGAUUUAGUCAAGUUGAAAGAGCUUCUAAGGAGAGCACUUGGGGAACAGGAAAAAUUGCAAAACCAGUGGAAAACCUCUCAACAGACUUCAAGUUCUGCAAAAGGUACUCAAGGGGUGGCCACGACAAGUCAGCCUGGUGCAUCAAUGGCAAUUUCCACGACGCAAUUACCUGUUAACUCGGUAUCUGCACAAAGCAUAGGUGGCGCCCCACCAACUAUCGGUAAAGCUAGUCCCGUCACCUCAGGACAAGAAAAAAUUUGUGCAGCAAUAGGAGCAGUUAGCGAAGCACAGGUUUUGGACAAGAAGAAACUUCAAGAUCUUGUACGAGAAGUGGACCCGAAUGAACAGUUAGAUGAUGAUGUUGAAGAGAUGUUGUUACAGAUUGCUGAUGAUUUUAUCGAAACCGUUGUUACUUCUUCAUGCCAGCUUGCUAAGCAUCGCAAGUCAAAUACCCUUGAAGUGAAGGAUGUCCAGUUAUACCUAGAACGCAACUGGAACAUAUGGGUACCUGGUUUUGGCGGUGAAGAGAUACGAACCUACAAACGGCCCAAUGUCACAGAAGCUCAUCGACAACGUAUGGCCCUCAUCCGCAAAACUUUGAAAAAAUGAACAAAAGUUUCUUGUUGAGAAAUGCGUGAACUGACUGUACUGCUAAGAUGAAAGUGAUACAAAUAAAAAUACUAUUUGUUUCACUACUGCCAUCCGUAUUAAAAAAAUAAGGUCUUAAAAUAUGACCUAUAUAGUAUCAUUGGAUGGUUAAACCAUACUGGGUUGGAUACUGUAUGUCUCCUGAAUAAUGAUCUGUUAAUAUGCAUACAAAAUGCCUGGUUUGCAUCAUGUCAUGGAUUGAUUAAGGUGCGUGAACAUGUAGAGCUUACAUGGUUAAGGGUAUUUUGAACACAUCGUGUACAAGAAUUUUUUUCUGAUCGCUAUCUCUCACAUCAUACAGCACAUGGAAAUUUCAUGAUGGAGAUAACUGAUUAAAAAGUUUGAAUUGACACUACUUUUAAAUGUUUCUCUGAUUACCAGACUGUUAGUGCAAAUAUAUAUUCACUGCAUGACAGAUAAACAAUCAAAAGUAGGCAGGCUGGAGAACAUUUUACAACCACAAAAGUUUGUCAGUUUAUCCAGGUAAAUAUUCACAAAGUAUAAGCCAAUUUUCAGGAACAUACCCACCACUAUAAAGUUACAGUAGCUAACCAGCUGCUUGUAGUCCCUGAAAAGUUGCCAAAAGUCGUUGAUGGCAGUUGAUUUGAGUCACAAUAAGCAUUGCAUAUGUCCCUAAUUUCUUAACAGAUUAAGAAGUAAUGUUGCAGAUAGACCUAUGUACAACUAUGGUGGAAAUCCUCCAGGGUACAACAAAAGGAAGCAUUUUAAUAUUCCAAUAAUUCAAUCCACUCGCAAAUAAUUAACCGAGAUUUAGAACUGCACCAAAGCCAUUCAAAAUUGUAUGGUGCCUUGGUGUUUAUUUGGUCAUUUACGGUAAAACAUAUCUCAUCUUAUUGUACAAAUUAUGUUAAUGAAAAUCAAUAUUAUUAAUAGAUACUUUAACCAACUUUUCAGAAUUUGAAUAAAGAAUUUCAUAUUGAAUACAGAUAUUCCUCUAA